Molecule: messenger RNA, 6474 nt
Organism: Manacus vitellinus (golden-collared manakin)
Lineage: Eukaryota; Metazoa; Chordata; Aves; Passeriformes; Pipridae
Product: sodium channel protein type 2 subunit alpha-like
Exons: 26
Coding region: 7-5949 (1980 amino acids)
Biological process (GO): sodium ion transmembrane transport; membrane depolarization during action potential; neuronal action potential
Cellular component (GO): plasma membrane; voltage-gated sodium channel complex; axon
Molecular function (GO): voltage-gated sodium channel activity; protein binding
Source: RefSeq, a predicted model, not a curated record
GAAAAGAUGGCACGGGCAAUGCUGGUACCGCCAGGACCUGAAAGCUUCUUCUAUUUCACCAAAGAAUCUCUUGCAGCUAUUGAAAAACGUAUUGCUGAUGAAAUAUCUCAUUGUGACAAAGAUGAGCCUAAAGAUGAUGGUGGUCAUGAAGAAAAUCACCCAAAGGCAAGCAAUGACUUGGAGGCAGGAAAGAUACUACCAUUUAUUUAUGGUGAUAUUCCUUCAGGAAUGGUGUCUGAGCCCCUGGAGGACCUGGACCCAUAUUACAUCAAUAAAAAAACAUUUAUAGUAUUGAAUAAAGGGAAGAAAAUCCACAGGUUCAGUGCCACACCUGCCUUGUACCUUUUAUCUCCUUUCAAUAUUAUUAGAAGAAUAGCUAUUAAGAUUUUGGUUCAUUCAUGGUUCAACAUGCUCAUUAUGCUCACUAUUAUGGCAAACUGUGUAUGUAUGACAUGGGCUAAACUUCCAGAAUGGAUGAAGAUUGUAGAGUACACUUUCACUGGAAUUUAUACUUUUGAAUUUCUAGUAAAAGUCCUUGCAAUGGGCUUCUGUAUAAAUGAUUUUACUUGCCUUCGUGACCCCUGGAACUGGCUUGAUUUUAUUGUCAUUUCCUUUGCGUAUAUAACAGAAUUUGUAAACCUAGGCAAUCUUUCAGCUCUUCGAACUUUCAGAGUAUUGAGAGCUUUGAAAACUAUUUCUGUAAUUCCAGGCUUGAAGACUAUUGUUGGAGCAUUAAUUCAGUCUGUGAAGAAGCUCUCGGAUGUUAUGAUCCUGACUGUGUUUUGCCUGAGUGUAUUUGCACUAAUAGGAUUGCAGCUGUUCAUGGGCAAUUUGAAGAAUAAAUGCUUGUUCUGGCCACCAGAAAAUUCAACAGCUUUUAAAAAAUACGUAGUUCCAUACUUUAAUGGUACAGAAUUUGACUGGGAAGCAUACAUUAAGGAAGAAAGUCAUUUCUAUCGCCUAGAAGGAGCAAAGGAUUUUUUGCUUUGUGGCAAUAACACAGAUGCAGGUAAAUGUCCAGAAGAGUAUAUCUGUGUGAAAGCUGGUAAAAACCCCAACUAUGGAUAUACUAGCUUUGAUACAUUCAGUUGGGCUUUCUUGUCACUGUUUCGACUGAUGACACAGGACGGCUGGGAAAAUCUUUAUCAGUUGACGCUACGAGCUGCUGGCACAUCGUACAUGGUAUUUUUUGUUGUGGUGAUUUUUCUGGGUUCCUUCUAUUUGAUUAACUUGAUUUUGGCUGUGGUUGCCAUGGCCUAUGAAGAACAAAAUCAAGCAACUAUCUUUGAAGCAGAGCAGAGGGAGGCAGACUUCCAACUGAUGCUUGAACAGCUGAGGAAGCAGCAAGAAGCAGCUCAGGCAAUAGCAGCAACUGUAACAGAGAUGACUGAAUACAGCGGUGAAAGUGGGAUUGCUGGACCCUCAGAUACUUCUUCAGAAGCAUCCAAGCUUAGCUCAAAAAGUGCCAAAGAAAGGAGAAAUAGAAGGAAGAAGAGAAAGCAGAGAGAGCUGUCUGGAGAAGAGGAUGACAUAAAACUUCCAAAAUCUGAAUCAGAUGGAAGUAUCAAAAGUAAAGGUUUCCGUUUUUCUUUUGAUGGGAACAGACUUACCUAUGGGAAGCCAUUUACAUCACCUCACCAGUCUUUGCUGAGUGUUCGUGGCUCCCUGUUUUCUCCCAGGCGUAGUAGCAAAACAAGCCUUUUCAGUUUUAGAGAAUACGGAAGGGAGAGAGGAUCUGAAAAUGAGUUUGCUGAUGAUGAGCACAGCACAUUUGAGGAUAAUUCGAGCAGAAGAGGUUCUCUCUUUUUGCCGUGCAGACACGGUGAACGGCGCAGCAGUAACAUCAGUCAGGCCAGUAAAUCAUCAAGAAGGCUGACAGCACUUCCAGUGAAUGGGAAGAUGCAGAGUGCUGUGGACUGCAAUGGAGUGGUUUCCUUAGUGGAUGGACCACCAGGUCUAUUGUCGCCUACUGGACAACUUCUGCCAGAGAGCACUGCUACAGAAAGAGAAAUAAAAACCAGGCGUACAAGUUCAUAUCAAAUACCAGUGGAGUUGCUGGAGGAUCCCAAUGUAAGGCAAAGGGCCAUGAGUAUAGCUGACAUUAUCACAAAUACAAUGGAAGAACUUGAAGGAUCCAGACAAAAAUGUCCACCUUGCUGGUGCAAGUUUGCUAACACUUUCUUAAUUUGGGAUUGUUGUGAGCUCUGGUUAAAAGUAAAGAGUGUAGUGGCAUUUAUUGUAAUGGAUCCACUUGUUGAUCUGGCUAUCACUGUUUGCAUAGUUUUAAACACACUAUUUAUGGCCAUGGAACAUUAUCCAAUGACUGAAGAUUUUGAGAAUGUGCUUAAAAUAGGAAAUCAGGUUUUUACUGGAAUUUUUGCAGCAGAAAUGGUUCUCAAGAUAAUUGCCAUGCAUCCUUUUUAUUAUUUCCAAGUUGGCUGGAAUAUUUUUGAUAGUUUUAUAGUUACUCUUAGUUUGGUGGAGCUUUUUCUGUCAAAUGUGGAUGGAUUAUCUGUUCUCCGAUCAUUCAGAUUGUUGCGAGUUUUCAAGUUGGCAAAAUCUUGGCCAACUCUAAAUAUGCUGAUUAAGAUUAUGGGCAACUCAGUGGGGGCUCUGGGCAAUCUGACCCUGGUGCUGACAAUCAUUGUGUUCAUUUUCGCUGUGGUUGGGAUGCAGCUCUUUGGGAAACACUACAAAGAUUGUGUCUGCAAGAUCUCUGAUAAUUGUGAACUUCCACGCUGGCACAUGCAUGAUUUUUUCCACUCUUUCCUGAUUGUAUUCCGAGUGCUGUGUGGAGAGUGGAUAGAAACAAUGUGGGACUGCAUGGAGGUUGCUGGCCAAGCCAUGUGCAUUACAGUCUUCAUGAUGGUCAUGGUGAUUGGAAACCUGGUGGUAUUGAACCUUUUUCUGGCCUUGCUGCUGAGUUCAUUUAGUUCAGACAAUCUUGCUGCUACAGAGGAUGAUAAUGAAAUGAACAACUUGCAGAUUGCUGUUGCAAGAAUUCAGAAGGGAAUAGAUUAUCUGAAGAAAAAAGCAGGUGAAUGUGUCCAAAAGUCUUGUUUGGGAAAACAAGCUGUUGUAAAUCAAAGAACAGCAACAGAUCAGUUGAAUGAUGAGAGACACCACUGCAUUUCCAACUGUACCAUCGCUGAAAUAAGGAUAGAUACGAAUUAUCACAAAAAUGAGAAUGGAAUGGCCACUGUUAUAGGUGGCAAUGAUUAUACAUCAUUCAUAAACAACCCAAGCCUUACUGUUACAGUACCAAUAGCUGAUGGAGAGUCUGAUUUUGAACAUCUAAACACAGAAGAGUUUAGCAGUGACUCAGAUUUGGAAGAAAGCAAGGAGAAGUUAAAUUUUUCCAGCUCAUCUGAAGGAAGUACAGUUAAUUUAGCUGUCUUUGGAGAUGAAAUAGCUGAAACUGAACCAGAAAAAGCAUCAGAACUACAGGACUGCUUUACAGAAGGCUGUAUACGGAAGUUUAAAUGCUGUAAAGGCAGUAUGGAAAGCACAAAAGGAAGAAUCUGGUGGAACCUUCGAAAAACCUGUUACAAGAUAGUAGAACACAACUGGUUUGAAACAUUCAUUGUCUUCAUGAUUCUUCUCAGCAGUGGAGCUCUGGCCUUUGAAGAUAUAAAUAUUGAACGGCGCAAGACUGUAAAAAUCAUACUGGAAUAUGCUGAUAAAAUCUUUACUUACGUCUUUAUUCUGGAAAUGGUGCUAAAAUGGGUGGCCUAUGGUUUUCAGACUUACUUCACUAAUGCUUGGUGCUGGCUGGACUUCCUGAUUGUUGAUGUCUCGUUGGUUAGCUUAAUAGCUAAUGCCCUUGGUUUGUCAGACCUUGGUGCAAUUAAAUCCCUCCGAACAUUAAGAGCUUUGAGACCUCUAAGAGCUUUGUCACGCUUUGAAGGCAUGAGGGUGGUUGUGAAUGCUCUUACUGGAGCAAUCCCAUCCAUUAUGAACGUGCUUCUGGUUUGUCUUACCUUCUGGCUAGUUUUCAGCAUCAUGGGAGUAAAUUUGUUUGCUGGCAAGUUCUAUCACUGUGUUAACACCACAAAUGAUGAGACAUUUACACCAGAGGAAGUCAGUAAUAAAAGCAUGUGUGAAAAAAUGAACAUGACUACUGGAGGUGUUCGGUGGAAAAAUGUGAAAGUAAACUUUGAUAAUGUUGCAAUUGGUUAUCUUUCUCUGCUUCAAGUGGCAACAUUUAAAGGAUGGAUGGACAUCAUGUACGCUGCGGUUGAUUCUACAGAAGCAGAGAAACAGCCCAAGUAUGAAGAAAGCCUGUACAUGUAUAUUUACUUUGUUGCCUUUAUCAUCUUUGGAUCAUUUUUCACCCUAAACUUAUUUAUUGGUGUCAUCAUAGAUAAUUUCAACCAACAAAAGAAGAAGCUUGGAGGUCAAGACAUUUUCAUGACAGAAGAACAAAAGAAAUAUUACAAUGCAAUGAAGAAGCUGGGAACCAAGAAACCACAAAAACCUAUACCUAGACCCGUGAACAAAUUGCAAGGUCUGGUGUUUGAUAUUGUAACAAAACAAGCAUUUGACAUUACCAUUAUGGUUCUCAUCUGUCUUAACAUGGUCACAAUGAUGAUAGAAACAGAUGACCAGAGUGAACUGAUGCAAAAUAUUUUACACUGGAUUAACUUGGUCUUUGUUGUCCUUUUCACUGGAGAAUGUGUCUUCAAAAUAUUCUCACUCCGUUUUUAUUACUUCACCAUUGGCUGGAAUAUUUUUGAUUUUGUGGUUGUUAUUCUUUCAAUAGUAGGUAUGUUUCUUUCUAAGGUGUUCGAGCAGUACUUUGUCUCCCCCACUUUGUUCAGAGUUGUACGACUUGCCAGAAUCGGUCGAAUCCUGCGCCUCAUUAAAGGCGCCAAGGGAAUCCGCACUCUGCUUUUUGCUUUGAUGAUGUCUCUUCCUGCUCUGUUCAACAUUGGUCUGCUGCUCUUCCUGGUCAUGUUCAUCUAUGCGAUAUUUGGCAUGUCCAACUUUGCCUAUGUUAAGAGGGAAGCUGGUAUAGAUGACAUGUUCAACUUUGAAACGUUUGGCAACAGCAUGAUCUGCCUGUUUCAGAUCACCACGUCUGCUGGCUGGGAUGCUUUGCUUGCCCCAAUUCUGAACAGUGGGGAGCCCGACUGUGAUCCCCAUAAAGAUCAUCCUGGGAGCUCUGUGAAAGGUGACUGCGGCAACCCUUCUGUUGGGAUUUUCUUCUUUGUCAGCUACAUUAUCAUCUCCUUUCUGGUAGUGGUGAACAUGUACAUUGCUGUGAUUUUGGAGAACUUCAGUGUUGCUACUGAGGAAAGCGCUGAACCCUUGAGCGAGGACGACUUUGAGAUGUUCUAUGAGGUCUGGGAAAAAUACGAUCCUGAUGCAACACAGUUCAUAGAAUAUAGCAAAUUGUCUGAUUUUGCAGCUUCUCUAGAUCCUCCUCUUAAUAUACCAAAACCAAACACAAUUCAGCUUAUUGCAAUGGAUCUACCCAUGGUGAGUGGUGACAGAAUUCACUGCCUUGACAUCCUGUUUGCUUUCACAAAGCGUGUUUUGGGGGAAAGUGAUGAGAUGGAUGCCCUCAGAAUACAGAUGGAAGAUCGAUUUAUGGCAGCCAAUCCUUCUAAAGUCUCCUAUGAACCAAUUACAACCACAUUGAAACGAAAACACGAAGAAGUAUCUGCUGCUAUCAUUCAGCGUGCUUACAGACGUCAUCUUUUAAGACAGGCAGUAAAGAAACUUUCAUUUAUGUAUCGGGAAGAUGGGGUUGAUCUGCUUAUCAGAAAAGAUAUGAUUAUUGGUAAGCUAAGUGAAAACUCACCUCCAGGGAAAGUGGAUAUGUCUGCAUCCACCACAGCUCCACCUUCCUAUGACAGUGUAACAAAACCAGAAAAAGAAAAAUAUGAAGAUGACAAAUCAGAAAAAGAAGACAAGGGAAAAGACAGAAAAGGAAAUAAAAAGUAAAAGACAGAGAGGUUGUCCAUGAUGAAUGUUCACAAGCCUGAGAAGAUGACGUUUUUAUCAGUAGCAUUCUUAUUGAAGAAUUAUGCCAAAAUUACAAGUUUUUACAUAUUUACCCACUGCUACGGUCAGUGCCUGUAUCAAGACUAUGACCCUUCACUAGUAAACUCUCAAUUUGUUACAGGGAAACAAACUUGCAGGACAAUAGUUUUGAUUAUCAGCUGUCAUUAACUGAGAGGAGACAAAAAAUUUCUACUUAGACUGUAGGAACCCUUAUUGGAGUGCAAAAUUACCAAUCCUUACAAGCGGGUAUUUUUGUGGAAUAAGUGUGUCCACCAAGUUCAUUUCAUCUCCUGUGUUCCAUGUGUGUCAGAGGUUUUUUUUGUUAUCUUAUUUGCUUUAAUCACACACUGCUAUCAGUAAUUCUGCAGUGUGAUAAAAAAAUCUAAAUACUUUUUAUUUAAAUAAAUACUAAAUGCUAAGUAAUACUCUGUAUGCAGAGGAACACAAAUGUCCGGAAUAUGUGAU